Messenger RNA from Portunus trituberculatus (swimming crab), 3736 nucleotides. RefSeq names its product centrosomal protein of 83 kDa-like. The record is from RefSeq and is a predicted model, not a curated record. The coding region runs from base 355 to 2031 and encodes 558 amino acids. Lineage: Eukaryota; Metazoa; Arthropoda; Malacostraca; Decapoda; Portunidae. The transcript has 10 exons.
UUUGACAGCGGCGAGUCGGCGACGGCGACUCACCGACUGACAACAACAGAACUCCCACCUGUGCUACUGCACUGCCCUCCUCACCACUCACACCGUGUGGCCCUCCUCCACUCACUGUCUGCAAUUCAACCACACAGGCCAACACUGACUGACCUCCUUGGUGGCUGCACAAAUACCACUCAGGCUUUCAGGACAACCUCAUCAGGACCUUCCUACAGAAAACAAAUCCGCUCCAUCGCAUGUAGCCUGAACACAUCACCGCAUACUGCACCUUUGGGGCACUAGAGGCUGUGACAGCCUGCACUGCCCCAACAAACCCCCUAGAAGAAGAAGAACUCCCGCUGGCAGGAGGGGAUGAGCAGCACAGACAGUUUGGACGAGCAAGCCUUGGCUGCCGACACACCCUCCCUGGUGGUGGGAGGUGGCCGUCACUUCCACCGUUCCCUGGCCACCUACCGCUACGAGAAUGCCCUGGUCAAGACGGAGCUGGCGGCCACGCUGGACAGACACAGGCGGGAGAUGGAGGAACUGAGACUCAAGUAUGAGAGUCAGGUGCGGGAGAUGGAGAGGCAGCGGCAGGAGGUGGAAGAGCAGCUGGCCCACUUCAAAGAGAUCCACAUGGAGAAGGAGGCACAGCUCCACCAGACCAACAUCCACAUGCAGCACAAGGUUAAGGGACUCGAGGAGGACCUGGCUGCCAGUGUUAGGAAGCUAGAAAAGUUGCAACAAGAAAAGACCAGAGCAGAGGAAGGCAUGGGGGAGGCCAAGUUCUCGUGGCAGAACAGGGAGCAACACCUUAGGACAGACAAUGACAGGCUGUGCAAGGAAGGCGAGGAGCUACGGCGGGAGCUGGAGAAGGAGCGCAGCAGUGUGCGGGAGGUGACGGCGGCCCUCGCCACCGAGAGGCACCACCACCAGCUCAUCAAGAGUCGUGUGAGUGAGGUGGAGCAGCACUGCCAGGUACAGCUGACUCUGGCUGAGGCACAGGCAGCACAGCUGAGACAGGAGAAAGCCCAGGAGGAAGCUGCUGCCGCCAAGCGUAUUGAUGAGGUGGUUGGCCUGCUGGAGGAGGAGCGAGCUGUGGUGGCGCGGGUGAGGGAAGGAUCGGCCACCAGACUUAAGGAGGUGGAGAAGUGCAUGGCCGAGGAGAGUCAGGCACACCUCUCCAGCACCCAGCAGCUGAGCUCCCACAAUGCUGAGCUGCAGCAAGAAGUAAAGGCGCUGGAGGACAAAGUGCAGAGCCUGGAGCAGCAGCGCGAGAGUGGUGUGAGGGAGGUGAGGGAGCAGCUCAAGGCCACAAUGGAAAAGCUCCAGGCAGCAGAGAAGGAGGCGGCAGUGGCUGGGGCUCGGCUGGCCAGCGUGGAGGACCUGGAAAGGCUACUGCGGCAGGAGAGGGAGAGCUCCUCGUCCCUGCGGCAAGAGCUUCAUCACUGCCAGGCCGAGGUGCAGGAGAUGAAGGCCAUGAAUGCUGAACUCCACCAGAAUCUCCAGCAGAUUGGUGACAAGCUGAGGGUGGUGCAAGGCCAGCAGGAGGCAGCCCAGGCUGAGGUGCAGAGGGAACAGACUGACAGGGUAAAGGUGGUGGCAGAUCUCCGUGCUGCUCACCAGGAGGAGGCAGAGCGGCUAAGGAGCAGGAUCACCACCCUGGAGACAUACCUGGCAGGCAAGAGUGCCAAAUACCUGGAGGACACUAGUCUUCUCCGCCAGAAGCUACACACUUAUGCCAAGCUGAUUAAGAAGCUGAGACACAAGUUGGAGUUAGGAGCACUGCAGGUGGAGCAGCUGGAAGCUCAGCGGGCAGCCCUGCAGGACAACGUGCCGGCCCACCAGCACGCACACCUCCAGACACAGCUGCAGGCACUCACCAGGAAGCACAAUGAGUUUGCUGCCUUCUUGCACGGUCUGAGUCAGUUCCAGUCAUCUCUUCCUGAGAUGGCAGAGCUGACCUCCUGUGUGGGGAUGCUGAACCAGAAGCUCAAUGAGAUGGAGGAGGACCAGCGACAGUGUCUCUCGGACUUGGAUUCCUUAUGAUAGGCAGCCCCACCCAACCACCACCACCACCACCUCCACCUCCAGUAGUACUGAUCUUGCUGCUGAGGGGGAAGGUGAGUUAGUGGUAGUGCUACUUAUUAAGUGAACUUGAGACUGCUGAGUGCAUCUGUCCAGGAUGUAUCUAUUUAUAUUCUCUUAUUUUUAUGGUGUCAUCAUCAUCAUCAUUAUCAUUAUUAUUUUUGUGAUGUAUUUCUGAUAUAGGAGAGGUUCUGACUCAAAAAGGUGAAAAGCCUCACUGAGGUACCAGUUUCUUAAUUUUGCUCCUUUGAAGGAUCAGAAGAGUCAUUGAUGGUGUUCAGGUUCAUAUGUGACCAGUACAGAGCUGGUACUUGCAGCAGCUGUGUGUGUGUGCCUGUCUUGGGACCAGUUGUGUGUCUUAAUGUGUGAAACAAAAUACUAGUCAGUAGAGCCAUCACACUGUUGAUGCUUAAGUUUGUUUAGUUGUUAGAGUAUGAUUACAAAGAGCAGCUAACAGAGGUGCAGGACCACGCCAAAGCAAACUAAUCUAAUGAGCUGGAAAAGCAUUGAUGUUCUUCUUCAACCUUUAUUGUGUUGAGCUUUGUGUAAGCUUUCCCUGUGAGUUUUGCAUUUGUGUUGUGUUAAGGUGAGCUGAGUGUAAGCUUACUCAUUGCGUCUUUCCUGCAGCAGCUCAUGGACGCUGGUGUUUUGAAGUGAUGGUCAGGGUGUGUGUGAUCUUUCUGCCGUCCACCAAGCUGUGUUGAUACAUAUAUGCUUUACUGGAUUUAUACCUAUUUAUUUAAGUGUGUCUAGUGUUCAAUGUACUUCUGUGAUUUGAGACAGGGAGGGAGGUGCUGUAGUCAACACCUGGCAUUCUAUUUGUACUGUAAGGUGUGUGUUUGUUGUAUACUGGGAUAGAAGGUGGAAGGAAGCAGUGUACACCUAGUUUUGUACUUCUUGUAUUGUGAAGGGUGUGUACUCUUUGUAUUGUAGGUUGUAAGAUAGAAAGAAGUAGUAAUUUACACUUGGCUUUGUGUAUCCUGUGACGGGUGUGCACCUUUUUGUAUUGUAGUUUACAGGUAGUGUUUUAUAUACUGUGUUUGUAAUGUGAGCUGUUAGGAGAGGCAGAGAUGUGUGUGUGUGUGUGUGUCCAUGUCCCUUGCUCAAGUCACUGCCUGGGGUUUCAUUGGGUAACUGGUAUUUGUGUAAUUGUAAAGUAUCUUCUUAUCUCUUUAACCAUUAACCAGUCCUGCUUUAAUGAUAUUUUUAGAUAUAAUUGGCUUACAUCUUAAUCCCUUCAGUACUGGGAUGCAUUUUUACCUUGAGUUUUGGGUAUGAUUAGAUGAUUUUAUUUACAUUAGGAAGGGUCUAUGGAGGUCAGAAGAGUAAUGUCCAGAGUCUUCAGUAUUUUAAUCCCCCCACAUAAGUUUCUGAAGCUGUAUAAAAUCACAAAAUAUGCAAAAUGAAUAUGAAAACGUGUCAUGCUACUGAAGGGGUUAAGUUAAAGUGUCUCUCUUAAUAUUUUUCAAUUACAUAUGUUUUGUCUAAAAUGUCCAAGUACUGUAAGACUAUCAGUGAGGCAUGUUUGAGUCCUAGUUAAUUAAGUGUACCUGUGUGUGAUGAUUGUAAGUGUACUUGUAUGGGGUGACUGAUCCCUUCCAAAGCACCUGUAGAUCUGAUUGUAGUGAGAUGUAAAGUUGUGACCAAUAUAUUUUUGUACACCAAU